Molecule: messenger RNA, 1344 nt
Organism: Dujonia railenensis
Lineage: Eukaryota; Fungi; Ascomycota; Pichiomycetes; Serinales; Debaryomycetaceae
Source: the annotation of a GenBank genome assembly
AUGUUGCGUUCUACUGCUGCUGUCCGUUCAGCUUCCAAAAUUGUUGGUCGUCGUACUAUUUCCACCGGUGUCACCGGCCAAACUAAGUACACAACUUUGUCAAAUGGUGUAACCAUCGCUACCGAAACCAACCCAUUCGCCAAGACCUCCACUGUUGGUGCUUACAUUCAAGGUGGAUCCAGAUCUGAACACCCAUACAACAACGGUGUCUCAGCAUUAACCGCCGAAUUGUUAGCUUCCUCUAAGGCUGAAGCCGGUGUUUUGGUUUCUGCUGAAUCCACUCACGAAACCAAUGCUAUCUUAGCUCAAUCCACCAACGAAGAUGUCUUGGAAGCCGCUAAGACCAUUUCCGGUAUUAUUUCCAAUGCCACUGCCAACUUGGAAAGCGGUGACUUCUCCAAGGCUAGAUCCACCAUUUCAUCCAAGAUUGCUGCCAUUGAGGCCAACGAAACUUCCAAGGUCUUAUCACACUUGAACGCUACUGCAUUCCAAGGUUACUCUUUGGGAUUACCAAUUAACGGUACCGUCGACUCUAUCAAUGACAUAGAAUUACAAGAUUCACUUCGUUUCACCGACAAGCACCUUGUUGGCGAAAACACCGUAAUUGCUGCCUCUGGUAACUUCGACCACGACAAGUUAGUCGAUGCCUUGGAAGCUUCCUUAAAGGUUCCUUCAGGUUUCAAGCCAGCUGUCAAGCCAGCUUCUUUCUUGGGUUCCGAAAUCAGAAUGAGAGAUGACACCUUACCAAAGGCCUGGAUCUCCAUUGCUGCUCAAGGUGAAGGAUUAAACUCUCCAGCCUACUACGUUGCUAAGGUUGCUUCCGCCGUAUCAGGUAACUUCUACGACAAGUCUGCCAUUGCCAAGUUCCAAUCUUCCAAACUCUCUUCAAUUGUGCAAGAAUACCACAUUGUUGACAAGUAUACCUCAUACUCCACCUCCUACUCUGACACUGGUCUUUUCGGAUUCCACGCCGAAAUCUCUAACAUCUACCAAAUUGAUGACCUUACACACUUCUUCUUAAAGGAAUGGAACAGAUUAUCUAUUUCAGUCACCGAUGCUGAAAUUGCAAGAGCCAAGAACCAGGUUAAGACCGAGCUCUUGGCUUCCUUAAACUCAAGCAAUGCCAUUGCUUCUGACAUUGGUAACAAGGUUUUGCUUGCUGGUUCUAGACAAUCCGUCAAGGAAGCUCUCAGCAAGAUCGACGCUAUCUCCACCAAGGAUGUCAAGGCCUGGGCCCAAGUUGCUCUUUGGGAUCAAGAUGUUGUUGUUGCUGGUACCGGUCAAAUUGAAGAUUUGUUUGACUACAUGACUAUCAGAAACGGUAUGGCCAUGAUGAGAUGGUAA